AGCAUCAUCCUGCUUCCAAAACAUAUGCAGUGGGAGGAUCUCGGCUUUGUUCUCUGCAAUUCUGAUCCAGCAGACCAUAAAACCCAAGUCAUCUUCUGCCAUGAUUGGGAUGCUGUAGCAAUGGCGAAACAAGAUGAAUCUGUAGAGAUCUGGCACUCCCGAACAGAUGUGGCGAUUUUGCAAAGAGAGGAGAAACACCAGGUUAUGGCGCCUCAACUGGAUCGACCGAAAAGCCCUGUCCAAAGACUUGAAGCAAAGAGGAAGAAAAGUAGAGAGGCUCCGCUGCCGGAGAGAAAUCUCGAAGGAAGAGGCCCACCGACUGCAAACCAUAGCCGGAGGAGUUUGGAGCAAAGAAGUCAAAACCGUACCGUACCGUACCGUCGGUACGACCGUGUACAGGUCGAAAUUUCGGUGUACCGACCGAUUCACUGAAAUUUUGACCGGUACACAUUGCAAAUUAAAAGAAAAAAAGGAUUCCCUAGCCCAAGCUAAGGGCUUUUUCAUAGCUUGCAACCGUAAUACACAGAAGUUGUCCGU
Messenger RNA from Rubroshorea leprosula, 537 nucleotides. Lineage: Eukaryota; Viridiplantae; Streptophyta; Magnoliopsida; Malvales; Dipterocarpaceae. The record is from the annotation of a GenBank genome assembly.